GGAGCUUGCUGGCGGUGAAACAUUCCUCGGGAAAGAAUUUAGCUCCUUUCUUCUCCUCCGGCUGCUUGAACAGAGAGCAGCCCGAAAAGUAGGCGAGGCGGUGUGUAGAGUGACAGGAGCGCAGUUCGCACUGAACUCGGAGGAAACUGAAGGGAUGAUGAUGAUGAGAGGAGCGCUGCGCGUGCUCGGCUGGGCGCUCGUGGCCGGGCUCGCUUUGUGUCCGCGCUUAUGUAGCGCGAGCUGCCCCGAGAAAAUGCUGCAGGAGCGCGAGGAGGAAGCGAACAUCGUGCUCACCGGCACCGUGGAGGAAAUCCUCAACAUGGACCCGGUGCACAACACCUACUCCUGCAAGGUGAGGGUAUGGCGCUACCUCAAAGGCAAGACCAUGGUCAACGGAGAACUACUGCUUGAUGGUGGGAACAAGGUGAUGAUUGGUGGUUUCGGGGACCCGGAUAUCUGUGACAACCAGGUGGCCACCGGUGACACACGCAUCUUCUUCGUCAACUUGGCCCCCGAGGACAUGUGGCCCGGGCACAAAAAUGAGCUGAUGCUUAACUCCAGCCUGAUGAGGAUUACACUGCGCAACCUGGAGGAGGUUGAACUCUGUGUCGAAGACAAACCUCCCACCCCUCCGCACAUCCCACCUCCUGAUGGCUGCCGGGGAAAGCUCUGCGGUUUCGGGGCAGUGUGUGAAAGAGACUCUACGGACCCCUCGAAAGGAGAGUGUGUGUGCAAGAAGAUGGUGUGUCCAUCUGUGGUGGCGCCCGUGUGCGGCUCGGACUCCUCCACUUACUCCAACGAGUGCGAGCUGGAGAAGGCUCAGUGCAACACUCAGAGACGCAUCAAGGUGAUGCGCAAGGGCUCUUGUGCUCUGAAGGACCCAUGCAGCGAUGUGACGUGUAGCUACGGCAGCACCUGCAUCCAGUCCUCAGAUGGCCACUCUGCUAAGUGCAUGUGUCCUCUGAGCUGUGAAAAUGUGCCCAAGGUUACAGUGUGUGGCAGCGACGGUUUGGACUACACCAGCGAGUGUGCUCUCAACAUGAAGGCCUGCUCCACCAACAAGAACAUUCGCCUCCAGCAUAUCGGCUUCUGUGAUCCAUGCCGGAUGCACCGGAACAGCCUGAACGUAUUGUGCGCGUACGACGCACAGACCCAAAAGACUAAGACCCUGUCCCCGCCAUCAGCGUGUCCGCCCAGCUCCGAGCAACUGUGUGCCAGCGAUGGGAGGAACUACAACACCGAGUGCCUGAUGGAGCGUACGGCUCUGCAGAAGGAGCGCCAGCUAAAGAAGGUUCACUCAGGCCCCUGCAAGAAGCAAGAGGAAUGCCAGGAGGAGUGUAAGUUCAGCGCUGUGUGCUUGUUGGAGCACGGAAGGGCACGCUGCUCCUGCGAGCCAAUCCGCUGUGACGGCACCUACACCCCUGUGUGCGGCGACGACGGCCACACGUACCCGAACGAUUGCGAGAGGAGACGUGCCGAGUGCCUGACCCAAACCACCAUCCGCAGCAAACAGCAAGGGCCCUGUGAUCUGAACGCGCCGAGCCCGUGCCUGAAGAAGACGUGCGAGUUCGGGAGUUCGUGCGUGGUAGAGAACGGCGAGGCGGUGUGCGAGUGCUUGGAUACGUGCCCGCAGAUUUCCGACCCCGUGUGUGGCAGCGACGGGCAAACCUAUUCCAGCCAGUGCCAGAUGAAUGCCAUCAGUUGUACUCUGCAAAAACACAUCCAGAUAAAGCACAAAGGACCUUGUGAUAAGGCCUGCACAAACUGCUCGUUCGGCGCUAUCUGUGAUGAGCAGAGCCGCAGCUGCGUGUGCCCGAAGGAGUGUGUGGUCUCCAAGCAGCCCGUGUGUGGCAGCGAUGGCACCACGUAUAUGAACGAGUGUGAACUGCACGUACGUGCCUGUACAGAGCAGCGAGACCUCCAUGUGGUGGGGCAGGGAGAAUGCAAAAACUGUGGCAGCACUGUGUGUAGCUGGGGUGCCCGCUGCGUCCAGAAUAAGUGUGAGUGCCCUCAGUGUGCGGGUCAGCCCACUAACCUGGUAUGCGGCACUGACGGCAUGACCUACAGCAACGAGUGUGAACUUCGCGCGGCGUCCUGUAGGCAGAAGAAGAACAUAGAAGCGGCAAGGCCUGGCAGCUGUGACGAAGACUGCGGUUCUGGAGGCUCAGGCUCCGGGGUGGAGGCAUGCGAACAAGAGCGCUGUCGGAGAUUCGGAGGCUCGUGGGAUGAAGACAGGGAAGAUGAAGCCUGCGUGUGUGACUUCACUUGCCAGAACGUGCCUCGCAGCGAGGUGUGUGGGACAGACGGGAAGAACUACAGCAACGAAUGUGAGCUGAAGAAGACUAGAUGUGAGAAACAGGUCGAUAUUCUGUUUCAGAGCCAAGGCCCAUGUACAGCAAUUGUAAAAGAGCAUCAGUCUGGUAUGAUCACCGCGACACACUGCAGCGAGAGCGUGUACGGAUGUUGUGAAGACAACAAGACUGCUGCUCUGGGUGUGCAAAUGGCGGGAUGUCCCAGUAAAUGUCACUGCAACCAGUACGGCUCAUACGGAGGAACGUGCGACCCCAACACAGGCCAGUGCUCCUGCAAGCCCGGAGUCGGAGGUCUCAAGUGUGACCGCUGUGAACCCGGGUUCUGGAACUUCCGCGGCAUCGUGACGGACAAAGCGAGCGGCUGUACACCAUGUAACUGUGAUGCAGUGGGCUCAGUGAGGGAUGACUGCGAGCAGAUGACAGGCCUCUGCUCCUGUAAAACCGGAGUGAAGGGCAUGAAGUGUGACGUUUGCCCCGACGGCAGCAAGAUGACUGCCAACAGCUGUGACAAAGGUCCCCAGGCGUUAUUGUCCUGCGCGGAGCUGCAGUGCCACUACGGAGCAUCGUGCGUGGAGGUCAACGGGCAGGUUCACUGCGAGUGUCCUUCACCGGACUGUGACCAGACCAACAAGACCAAGGUCUGCGGCACGGACGGUGUGACCUACGCUGACCAUUGCCAGCUGAGGACUAUCGCCUGUCGACAGGAUAAGGAAAUCACUGUGAAGCACUUGGGCCAGUGCACAGAAUCCAUCUCUAAGCCUGGGGUCAAGCCCACCCCCCUGGCCAUCACUCCACACGCCACUCCCACCGUACCCGUCAAGGUCACCCCGACACACCAUGGCCUCACCACCACCCCAUUCGACUACGACGAGGAGGACAACUCAAACACAUUAUUGGAAGUUAUUCCUCCGGCACUGGAGUCAUCCACGCCUAUCCCCACCCACAGCCCCCCAACCACUCCUCACCAUCCACCCCGCUCUCCAUCACCCUCCUCCGGCUUUGAGGAUUCAGGCAGUGGGGAGCCCAGUGGGGAUGACGACACGGAGGGUAGCACAGUGGAGGCAAGCGGAGACGAACCAAUCGGUCCCACUGUAGCAGCCACCACUCUCCCUACAGGUGAAGCACGUUCCUCCUGCGAUAACACACCUUUCGGUUGCUGCCCUGAUGGCAAGACCACAGCUCUCAACUCAGAUGGAACUAACUGCCCAUCCACCAUGCGCUUCAACGGCUUCCUGCACCUGGACCAGGUAGACGGUCAGGAGGUCUUUUACACACCAGAGUUGGAUGACCCCAAGUCAGAGCUGUUCGGUGAGACGGCUCGCAGCAUCGAGAACGCUCUUAACGAAUUAUUCCACAAGUCUGACGUACGGAAGGAUUUCCAGAGUGUCCGAGUGAAAACUCUGGCUCCAAGCAACUCCAUCAUGGCUAUAGUAGAGGCUCACUUUGACCCAGACACUGGAUUUACAGUAGAUGACGUCAGGGACGCAUUGCUGAAACAGCUUAAGACAGCUAAAGAUCCUGGAAUUGUAGUGAAACAUCCUGCAGAGAAUUAUCUUCGUUUCACUAAACAGGGUCUCUCUGUCGUUUCCUACUUCACCACCACAGCUACCACUCUUGCUACCGCCACACCCACUAUCGCUACCACUACCAGAAGCAUCAUGCCCCCGACCACCGCCUCCAUCACAACACGCCAGCCGGCCACCACCAAACGGCUCUACACCACUCGGAGAACCACCACAGCCGCCCUGGUCACCACCAUUAUUACCGCCACCACCCCAGAGCCUACCACCACCACCUCCACCAGCACCACCACCAUUCUGUCCUUCCAGACUCGACCCGUCGUCCAGGAAGCCAAACCCCCAGGCCCGUGCGACUCUCAACCCUGCGGCCACGGGGGCACCUGCGAGGAGGACGGUGACGAUUUCACCUGUACCUGUCCUGCGGGAAGAGGCGGAUCUGUGUGUGAGAAAGUGAUAAAGUAUUACAUCCCAUCCUUUGGCGGUAAAUCGUACCUGGCCUUCCAGACCAUGAAAGCCUACCACACCGUGCGUAUUGCCAUGGAGUUCAGAGCCUCCGACACGACGGGUAUACUCCUCUACAACGGUCAGAGCGGCAAGAAAGACUUCCUCUCUUUAUCUUUGGUGGAUGGAAAAGUGGAGCUCAGGUUUAACACAGGCUCGGGAACCUGCUCGGUGGUCAGCAGCAUCACAGUGAAACCUGGUCACUGGCAUCACUUAGUGGUAAUCCGUAACAGACGCAAUGCUUCGCUCAGCGUCGAUAACGAGACGCCGGUUGAGGGCCAGAGCCCAGCGGGUACAGACGGGCUCAACCUGGACACUGAUCUUUUCAUCGGUGGGGUGCCUGAAGAGAUGAUCCAAGAUGUGAAAGAAAGGACUUCAGUCUCUACAGGAUUAAUCGGCUGUAUCCGCCUCCUGGAUGUCAACAACAUGGUGUACAACCUUCAGGAGAACGGGGGCAACGUUCUGUACGGCACCGCCGUCGGCGAGUGCGGUAACAACCCCUGCCUGCCCGACCCCUGCAAAAACGGUGGCUUCUGUCAGGUCAAAGGGGCCGAGAUGUUCCACUGCAAGUGCGUUAACGGCUUCUCAGGACCGACUUGCGCCGAUUCGCACGACCCGUGCGAGCCGAACCCGUGCCACCCUUCCUCCCAGUGCCACGUGCUUCCAGAGGGAGGUUACAAAUGCGAGUGCCCCAUGGGCCGUGAGGGAAAGCACUGCAGGAAACUUUCCGACAAGAAAGGAGCCUACAUUCCCUCCUUCAGUGGUGACUCCUACCUGGAGCUGAAGGGCCUCCAUUUAUACGGUCACGAUCUGAGGCAAAAGGUCAGCAUGACUGUGGUCCUGCUGGCUAAUGACUCAAACGGCGUGAUCUUCUACAACGGCCAGAGGACAGAUGGCAAAGGCGAUUUCAUCUCUCUCGCGUUGAAUGAUGGCAUCCUCGAGUUUCGAUACGAUCUUGGCAAAGGCCCAGCUGUCAUUAGGAGUAAACAAAAGCUCAAGCUGAACGUGUGGAACACUGUAAACCUGGAGCGAGCAAACCGUAAGGGCGAAAUCACCAUCAACGGCAAAGACCCGGUCAGAGGCGAGUCUCCGAACCAGCACACAGACCUUAACCUGAAGGAAUCGCUUUAUGUGGGCGGAGUACCAGAUUUCCAUAAGGUGCCCAGAGUGGCGGGAAUUAAAGACGGAUUUAAAGGAGCCAUCCAAAAGAUUACUUUGAUGGGCACGCCGAUCCUAAAGGCCGAUAACGCCCUUCACUCCAGGGACGUCUCCAUGUACCCACAUCACCCUUGUUCUACAGAUGUGUGCGAGAACGGCGGCGAGUGCAACCCGAUGCUCGAGAGCUUCGAGUGUGUGUGUCCAUUCGGCUUCACGGGACCUCACUGCCAGCACGCUACCUACGAAAAAGCAGCCGGGGAGUCCGAAGCCAUUGCUUUUGACGGCAGGACAUUCAUCGAAUAUCACAACGGAGUCACCAAGAGCCAACUGACCAAUGAGAUCCCUGACCCUGAGUCUCUGGAGACCCCGUCAGAUCAGAGCGAGAAAGCCUUGCUGGUGAACAAGUUUGAGCUGAGCAUCAGAACUGAGGCCACUCACGGCCUCCUCCUGUGGAGCGGGAAGGGCGUGGAGCGCUCUGACUACAUCGCGCUGGCCAUCGUGGACGGACGUGUCCAGAUGACCUACGACCUCGGCUCUAAACCGGUAGUUUUGCGAUCAUCGGUGCGGGUCAACACCAAUCACUGGAUCCGCAUUAAAGCCAGCAGAGCACUGAGGGACGGAUCUCUGCAAGUUGGCAAUGAGGCAGCAGUGACAGGCUCCUCACCUCUGGCUGCCACUCAGCUGGAUACAGAUGGUGCUCUUUGGCUGGGUGGUCUGGAGGAUAUGACUGUGGCCCGCCGCCUUCCCAAGGCCUACAGUACAGGCUUUGUGGGUUGCGUGAAAGACGUGAUAGUCGACGGCGUGGAUUUGCAUCUAGUUGAGGACGCCUUAAACAGCCCGAAAAUCUUACACUGUUCAGCCAAAUAGCCUGGCACUAACUCCCUCCCAGCACCAUGUCUACUGCUGUAAUUAUUUUCUAUUUUUGUAUACUUUUCAUUGCUUUUUAUAUUGGAAAAAAAAAUGUCAUGUUUUAAUUUUGGUUUGUUUCCAUAUAUAUGGUUCAUUUGAAUCUGCACCUCCGUUCAUCUACAGGUUUUUUUUUUUUGUUUUCCCCCAAAUUGCAGUUACAUGGUGUCACAAGACUAAGAAAAAUAUGUAUUAUAUUUGUGGUGGUGUUUGUAGAACACCAAAAAAAAAAAAAAUAAUCAUUCUUUUGCUCAUUACUUGAAACAGUGAAUGAGGUACAUUAGGUGCUGUUUGUCCUCUCUCGACUGCCUUCUCUGGGUGCCAUAAUUUCCUAAGUUGUACACCAUGUACAUUCCACUGAGUCGCUGCUGCAGGUAAUCGCUUCGAGCAGCGCGCUUCGUAAAUCAAAGCAUGUACGACUUUUGGCUUUAUAAACAACGGACUGUCACUGUUAUCUGAGCUGAACAAGUGUACAGGUCCCAUUGGGGAUCUGUAACAGGGGUCCAGCCCCAUUGUGUACAGGUUCCAUUGGGGACCUGUAACAGGGGUCCAGCCCCAUUGCUCUUAAUAUUUUAAGCUCCUUUCUAGCAUAGAGCUUUAGAGCUUGUCAAUCAACGAAAAAAAAAAAAAGAAUGCAUAGAUCUUUGAUCAGAAAUAUCAAGCUGAGCUCUCAGCCACAGACAAGCGUCAUGUUAUUAAUAGACAGAACAAAUAAUACAUGAGACUGUGAACAAUGAGAACAUGUCUUUUCCGUCACAAGCAUCCGUCUCAUGCGUUGCGUGCCGUAUCUAAUACUAAAGAAUGAUCACUUGCUGCAUGCGACCUUUUAAACGCCCAAUUCAUUUUGCCUUGGUUUCUCUUGCGCUUUCUUAUUCCUUUCAGGGCAAAAAUUGAGUUUGUCCGGUCGCGUUAAAAUGUGUAUGUUACUUCUGAUUUGAGGUGUUUUUUAUCUCUUCACAUUUCGUUUGUCUUUUGUUUGGAUUUGGGUGAGUGAAAUGAUGGACUUCGUUUUGUAUGUGUCAGUCUGAUGUGCUCUAAAAAGCAAGAAAUGGUUGCUACACUAGUCUCUGCCAUAAGGAGGCACCGUAGCACAAGGAGACGGAAUGGGAGCGGCAGGAAACGACGGCAGGGCGGCUGCAAGAACAAUGAUAUGUCCUUGGAAUUUUCAGUCAUUCCUGAACUCCUCUGAAAGCCGCUUUAAACAAUCCCGUCAGCACUCGCAUCGGAAAAAGGGACGUCUAGACGGUCAACCCUGAUGUCUAGACUCUUGCGUGUGGUCCUGGAACAGUUGUUAGAUUAAGCAAAAGUAUCAAAAAACAAUAACUCAUAAUAAUAAUAAUAAUAAUAAUAAUAAUAAUGCAUGGGGUUUGUUAUAUAAAAAUGAUUUUUGUAACAUGCUUAAAGACAAAUGUGAUGCGAUUCUUUGUACUGCUGACCUGAACAUUUUAGUUUCAAUACAAGUCCAAAACUAAAAAAAAAAAAUAUAUAUAUAUAUAUAUGCCUGUUCAUAGUAAAGUAUCAUGUUAUUUUGUGGAGAGAAAAAUAUAUUCCCUUGAUUUCUUGUUAUAUUUUCUUUUCUUUUUUUUUUUUAAAGCAGUGAGACAACCGAAAUUGUUUUAUAUAACCCUUAUCACUAUGUAAAUGAAUAAUGUGGAUCUGUGGAUUUUUUUUUUUUUUUAGUAUUAUACACUGGAAGCAAUCCUAACUUGUCUGUUCAUUUCACAUUUUCUGUUCCUGUGUGUUUGGGAGAAAAAAAAAUCAUAUAUUGGUAUAUAUAUUGAUUUACAGUGAGUUUGACUUUUUUUUUUUGUUUGUUUGUGUUACAAACUGAAACCCAACAGCCCAGUAUUUCUGCAUUAGCUGAACAUCUAUCCUCUGUUAAAUAGUGUCCAUACUGGUUUAUCAUUAUCGUUUCCUCUUCAUGGAUACUUCUUUUUUUUGUUGUUGUUGAUGUUAUUGAAACAUUGUUCAAUGGCUGUGUAACAAUAGGGACCUCCUGCAUGCUUGGAGGGCACUGAAAGGACAGAGUGCUGAGCUCAUGAAGAUGGAGCGCACGCAUGAACAUCCACCGUCUGGAUGGGAACUGUCUGAGAAAUGCCUUAAACCCAUCUUCGCUCACCGGUGACAGAGUCGACGUCUUUAAUAAUCUACUCCAUGCUCUCUUUUUAGCCACUGUAUUAGCCACAUCGCCACAUCAUGUAAAUCAAUUCAUAGAUAUUAAUAUUUGUAUUAAUACUGUUUAUGAGAAUAUCCCAGAAUGCCUCAAAAAUAGAUGUUCUGGACUCUACAGAUAGAAUAUUUACUGUAUAAAUUCUAUUUUCAAUAUCUAUUUAUGUCUUUGAGUGGAUUCCAUUACUGGCCUUUGUAAACUACUGUUUUGAUUAAAAUAGACCUGAAGGGCAGUGCUCAGAAUGAGAGUGGCAUGACAUUCCCAUUACUAACUUUAUUACUUGUGUCUUGUGUUCCCACCACCAUGAAAUAAAGUGUAAAACAAA
This is a messenger RNA of Clarias gariepinus (North African catfish), 8892 nucleotides long. RefSeq names its product agrin (gene agrn). The record is from RefSeq and is a predicted model, not a curated record. Bases 155 to 6358 code for a protein of 2067 amino acids. Gene Ontology annotation, molecular function: laminin binding; serine-type endopeptidase inhibitor activity; calcium ion binding. Gene Ontology annotation, biological process: receptor clustering; G protein-coupled acetylcholine receptor signaling pathway; cell differentiation. The transcript has 39 exons. NCBI's taxonomy places the organism in Eukaryota, Metazoa, Chordata, Actinopteri, Siluriformes, Clariidae.